Molecule: messenger RNA, 1686 nt
Organism: Pseudozyma hubeiensis SY62
Lineage: Eukaryota; Fungi; Basidiomycota; Ustilaginomycetes; Ustilaginales; Ustilaginaceae
Product: aminopeptidase
Exons: 1
Coding region: 1-1686 (561 amino acids)
Biological process (GO): GDP-mannose biosynthetic process; polysaccharide metabolic process
Molecular function (GO): mannose-1-phosphate guanylyltransferase (GTP) activity
Source: RefSeq, a predicted model, not a curated record
AUGUCUUCGUCCCGCUCCCGCUCUCAAUCACCCUUCUCUUCCGCUCCGAAGAACCCUUCGCUUCUCUCCAUCCCACCAACGACACCGGCCUCCGUCUCAGAUCAAUCUCCAACCACACCCAAGACUGCCACAGUCAACGACUCAAAUAGGUACCACUUCCCCUCCGGUCAGGCUUCUUCGGUCGACGCUGCUCUCAGAACAGAAGAACAAGCACUCCACCAACUCACCGCCGACGACGUCCACAAUCCGCAAUCGACCGCUAUGGGCAACGUAUCCGAGCAGUCCGCCAUGGACCAGAUCCUCUCCGGCGUCCUCGCCAUGCAGAAGGAGCUCUCUCGGUUGAAUCUGCGCAUGGAAGAGAUGGAGAACAAGAACGAGGCCACAGCACGACGGAACUCGUUCUACGGUGCCUUCGCCUCUGGUCAGAUGUCGCCUGCCCUCAAGAGUCCCGGCCUCAUGCCUGGACUUAUGCGCAGAUCCACUUCUCCUCCCAAGAAUCACGGCGCCAUGGACAUGCUGCAUGCUCCACACCUUUCCAUGGGCUCCUCUGCCUAUGCACAGCCUGCUCCCUUGCUCGCAGAGGAGCCCAAACUUGGUCUCUGGGCCGUCGUCCCUGCCGGUGGUGCCGGUACCCGUCUUUGGCCGCUCUCGCGAGAGUCGUACCCCAAGUUCCUGCUCGAUCUCACCGGGUCCGGAAGGACGUUGCUGCAGAGCACCUGGGACCGUCUGCUUCCCCUGGCUGGCCAGUCGCAGAUGAUGAUCGUCACCGGUCAGGCACACGUCGGUGGUGUCACAGCACAGCUUCCCGAGCUUGAGCAGGCCAACGUGCUCGCCGAGCCUUCGCCCAAGGAGUCGAUGGCCGCCAUUGGUCUUGCGGCUGCCGUCCUGCUUCAGCGCGACCCAGAAGCCGUGCUGGGUUCCUUUGCUGCCGAUCACAUCAUCUCGGGUCGAGAUGCUUUCGAGUCGGCGGUCACCGAGGCCGUCGCUACUGCCAAGGCUGGCUACCUCGUCACCAUCGGUAUCGCCCCUUCGCACCCCUCCACCGGUUUCGGGUACAUCAAGCUCGGCGAGAAGCUCAGUGUCAGCGAUGCACCCAACGCCCGUCGCGUCACCGAAUUCAAGGAGAAGCCCGAUGCACGAACCGCUGCUGCCUACCUCUCCACCGGUGACUACCGAUGGAACGGUGGUAUGUUUGUGGUCAAGGCACAGGUUUUGCUCGACUUGCUCAAGGAUUCUAAUCCGGAACUGCACGAGGGUCUGUUGCGCAUUGCUGCUGCUUGGGAUUCGGACGCUCGUGACAGCGUCAUGAGCGAAGUCUGGCCGACGCUGCCCAAGAUUGCCAUCGAUCACGCCGUUGCGGAACCCGCUUCCAAGGUGGGCAAGGUCGCCGUCGUACCCGCUACCUUUGGUUGGGACGAUGUAGGUGAUUUCGCCUCGUUGGCCGACUUGAUCCCUGCCGAAGAGGGAGAGCCGAGGAUCCUAGGUGACACCAGGCUGGUCGUGACCGAGAGCCAGGCGGGAGGUCUCAUUAUCCCUGCUGCUGGUCGACCUAUCGCGUGUUUGGGUGUGGACGAUGUCGUCGUGGUCGACACUCCUGACGCGCUCCUCAUUACCACGCGAGCACGAUCCCAGGACGUCAAGAAGAUUGUCGGUCGCACAAAGAAGGUCUACCCAGAACUGUGCUGA